CCACGAACUGCGCGAGUCUCCGCACCCCAUCUCUACGUCUUCGUUCUGACAGCGAUUAUUAGUCAAAGUGCCGCCGUCUCUUGUUCUCGUUUGUCGGUGAUGGCGAGUUAGUCGCGCCGCCGCUGCCGCCGCUUCCGCCUCCGGACGAUGCCGACGACGCGCGUCCACCAAGGAUAACCCGGACGAGAUGCUGCAAGGAUGGCGAGGGGCGUACCGGCGGUGCUGGUCCUUUCGGGAUUGCUGUCCUGCGCCGUACUGGGGAAAUACUCGGCCCACCAGAAGCAGCCGCUGAUGAGGGCGGAUUUUCACGCGGAGACCACGCUGUGCCAGACCACGCCGGGCCUGCGCCGCCCCCAGGUGGAGUUGUGCCGGCGGCUGCCGGACGUGACGGGGGCGGCGCUGCAGGGGCUGCAAGUGGCGGUGAAGGAGUGCCAGCACCAGUUCCGCCACCACAGGUGGAACUGCUCGUCGCUGGCCACGAGGGCGAAGAAUCCGUACACGAGCGCCAUCUUUCAGAAAGGUUUCAGGGAAACGGCUUUCGCCUACGCCAUCUCCACGGCCGGAGUCGUCCUGUCGGUGGCGAAGGCCUGUAGUCAAGGAUCGUUGAAAAAUUGCAGCUGUGAUACACAUAAGUACAAGAUGAAGGUGGCGGAGGACCUGAAUUCGGCGUGGAAGAUGGGCGGCUGCUCUCACAAUCUCCACUACGGGAUUCGCUUUUCGAAGAAGUUCCUUGACUCGAGGGAGAGCGGCGCGGACAUACAUUCGGAAAUCAACCUCCAUAACAACCACGUCGGGCGGAUGGUGGUCGCGGAGAACAUGCAGAAGAAGUGUAAGUGUCACGGAGUGUCGGGGGCGUGCGAGUUCAAGACGUGCUGGAGGGCCGUCCCGGAUAUCAGAGUGGUUGGGAGAGCGCUGAAGGAGAAGUUCAGGCAGGCAGUCCUGGUGUACCAGUCGAAUCUGGUGAAUAGGGAUCUUCAAAAGAACAACAGACCGAACCAAAAAAAGCGGAAGCAGCGCACAAGACUGAAGCAGUGGACACCCUACAAGCCGAAGCGCAAACGAGGCCUUCGCAACGACUUGCUCUUCUACGAGACCUCGCCAAAUUUCUGCGACAGCGACCGAACCUUCGACGUCCCGGGUACCAGCGGCCGGUACUGCAACAGAACGCACACGGGAGAAGGCAGCUGCUCGAGCCUCUGCUGCGGAAGGGGCUACAACAUGAUCAAGCAAAGGAGGACCCAAGCCUGCAACUGCAGGUUCCACUGGUGUUGUGACGUGGAGUGUGAGAACUGUACAGUGGAGGAGUGGGUUACCAUCUGUAAAUAAUCUGUAACUUGUAAUUUCUCGCAAUGGACACUCAGGACCGGAGCGCGCUUGUAGCGCGAUGCGGUUGUAUUGUAACUGUAAUUUAUUCGAACUGAUGUAAAUUAGUCUAGACGUGUAAGGUGCAACAGUAUUACCUUGUAAUUGUAAGCGUGGAAUAAACCAGAAUGUUGACGUU
Messenger RNA from Zophobas morio, 1501 nucleotides. Its product is annotated as protein Wnt-10a-like. Gene Ontology annotation, biological process: neuron differentiation; cell fate commitment; canonical Wnt signaling pathway. NCBI's taxonomy places the organism in Eukaryota, Metazoa, Arthropoda, Insecta, Coleoptera, Tenebrionidae. The transcript has 5 exons. Gene Ontology annotation, molecular function: frizzled binding; cytokine activity. The record is from RefSeq and is a predicted model, not a curated record. Bases 199 to 1326 code for a protein of 375 amino acids. Gene Ontology annotation, cellular component: extracellular region.